GAGAGGGCGCGUGGGGAAGCGCGAGAGGGUGCGCAGGGUGAUGCGCAUAAGGAUAAGUGAGUGAUCUUGAAAUUAUUCCCCGGGUAUAAACACAACGUUCUCGAACAUAUAAAAAGCCCGGCCCACCUAAAGGCGUGCCUGGGCGCGGAAGCGGAUCAUUACCUCCUCCGAAUCCUUAUCCGCAGGGUCCUAUGGAUCGGUGAAUCGCGGGCCCAGGAAAAAAAGUGUUGAGGGGUGGCGCGGCCGGUGUCGGGAAGUGCCGAGGCGCCGCGACGGCGAGGACGGAUUAAAUUUCUUGUAUCGGCCGCGCAUGUGGACGAGUCGUGUCGCUAUUGACGAGAGAACAAAAACCAACCGGGCGGCACUUUUGUGUGAUUUUUUUUCCUCUAUGGAAGGGCGAUUUGUGGCCGGUUAACGAUUGAUAGGAUGAAAGGGCUUAAUUUUGCGCAGGGCUUUGCCAGGGCGCCCUGGACGUGUCGCGCUUGCACGAGGCAGAUAAGACAGCCGCUGCUGAGGGCGACGGGGAGGAAGGGUUAUGCGACGGCUGCGCCGACGGCGAGGAGGGGGUUGAGUACGGGGACUAUUCUGGUUACGGCGACGGUGGGGUCGGCGAUUAUUACGGCGGCGGUGUAUCCGAAUGAUGUGAAGCAUGCGUACCAGGCGUGUCAGAGGUCGGGGAGGGUGGUGGUUGCGCUGGCGAAGUGUAUUAAUGAUUAUCGCGUUACCCUCAACCACAACGAGAAGACACCUGAGGACGAGGAUGAGAAUACAAAGAGGCUGAAGGCUUGCCACCAGCGAUGCGCCAGUCGCACACUCAGGGUGCUGGAGCAGAAUGGAAGCAUAUUUAUCAAGUUGGGACAGCAUUUGUCGUCCAUGAACUACCUCUUACCCGAGGAAUACUGCAAGACGAUGCUGGUUCUCCAAGACAGGUGUCCCGUCUCAUCUUACGAAUCGAUAGAGGAGAUGUACCUCCACGAUACAGGCGGAAAACUUCUCGACUACUUCUCCGAAUUCUCGCCUGAGCCCAUCGGCGCUGCGUCUCUCGCGCAGGUGCAUCUGGCUACCAUAAGAGAGACGGGACAAAAGGUCGCAGUCAAGAUGCAACACCCGCACCUGGCUCAAUGGGCAAAUCUCGACAUGAAGCUCACCGCCUACACCUUCUCCGCGCUGAAGUACUUCUUCCCCGAAUACGACCUCGAGUGGCUCUCAAGCGAAAUGGAGGUCUCCCUCCCCCAAGAACUCGACUUCAAGCUCGAAGGCCAAAACGCCCUCCGCACAAAAGAAUACUUCUCCCACAUCCCCUCUCUACCUCUCCUCAUCCCCGACGUCCUCUGGGCCAAAGACCGCAUCCUAGUAAUGGAGAACAUGUCCGGUGCCCGCCCCGACGACCUCGCCUACCUCGACGCCCACGGCAUCGACCGUGAUGAGGUCUCAGCCGCGCUGGCGCGCAUCUUCAAUGAAAUGAUCUUCGGCACUAACGCGCCCCUACACUGCGACCCGCAUGGCGGCAAUCUUGCUGUGCGCCCGAGCACACGCCGCGGCGGACCGAACUUUGAAAUCAUCCUCUACGACCACGGUCUGUACCGCGACAUCCCACAGAAUCUACGCCGCGCGUAUGCCAAGCUGUGGCUCGCGAUCCUAGACGCCGACGAGGCGGAGAUGCGGCGCUGGUCGCACGAGGUGGCUGGCGUGACCGAUGACGAUUUUCAGCUCUUCGCGUCUGCGAUCACCGGCCGUGACUACCGCGCCGUCGGCACAGGGGUAGCGUCCGCGGUGCGCACGGCCGAGGAGAAGCGCGAGAUCGGGGAUCAGUUGGCGGAAGGGAUGCUAGCGCAGCUGGUGCAGAUGUUGGGGAAGGUUCCGCCGAUUAUCCUCUUAAUUCUAAAGACGAAUGAUUUGACGAGGAGCUUGGAUGAGGGGUUGCAGACCAGACAGGGGCCGGUGAGGACGUUUCUUAUACUGGCGAGGUAUUGUGCGAGGACGGUGUGGGAGGAGCAGGUGGAGCAGAUUAGGGAGGCGGGGAGCUUGUUGAGGCCGAGGAAUUUGGUGAGGCUUUUGGGGGCUUGGUGGGGGUAUUUGAGGGUGGAGAUGAAGUUGGAGGUGUUUGAGAGGUGGUUGGGUGUGAAGAGGGUGCUGGGCCUCUCGCUGUGAAAGAUGGUAUAUAAAACUUGAGAAGCUGGGAAGAUGAUGGGCUAAGGAUAGGGGUGUUCGGAUAACUUGUAAUAUUAGCGUGCAUUAUAGAGCAAACAUAGAAGCAACCUAGUUGCAGGGCAGCCAUCAUAUAGAAUUGGGUAAAUAUUAUAU
Pseudogymnoascus verrucosus is the source of this 2304-nucleotide messenger RNA. RefSeq lists its product as uncharacterized. Bases 427 to 2151 code for a protein of 574 amino acids. Gene Ontology annotation, biological process: lipid homeostasis; mitochondrion organization. The record is from RefSeq and is a predicted model, not a curated record. Gene Ontology annotation, cellular component: mitochondrial inner membrane. Lineage: Eukaryota; Fungi; Ascomycota; Leotiomycetes; Thelebolales; Thelebolaceae. The transcript has 2 exons.